GCAUCUGAAGAAGUGUCUAAAAACCUGGUGGCAAUGAAGGAGAUCCUUUAUGGGAAGAAUGAGAAGGAACCUCGGAUGGAAGCCGUGGCACAGCUCGCUCAGGAACUGUACAGCAGUGGCCUCCUUGGAACUUUAGUGGCUGAUCUCCAGCUCAUUGACUUUGAGGGCAAGAAGGAUGUUGCUCAGAUCUUCAACAAUAUAUUACGAAGGCAGAUUGGAACAACAGUGGAAUAUUUAUGCACCCAGCAGAAUAUUCUCUUCAUGCUGUUGAAAGGCUACGAGUCUCCAGACAUUACUUUGAAUUGUGGACUCAUGCUGCGGGAGUGUAUCAGAUAUCAACCACUUGCCAAGAUUAUUUUGUGGUCCGAGCAGUUUUACGACUUCUUCCGAUAUGUAGAAAUGUCAACCUUUCAUAUUGCUGCUGAUGCCUUUGCUACGUUUAAGGACCUAUUGACUAGGCAUAAACUCCUGAGCGCCGAGUUUUUGGACCAGCAUUAUGAUCGGUUCUUCAGUGAAUAUGAGAAAUUGUUGCACUCAGAAAACUAUUUGACGAAGAGAGAGUCCUUGAAGCUACUUGGUGAAUUUCUUUUGGAUCGACACAAUUUCACCAUCAUGACAAAGUAUAUCAGUAAACCUGAAAACCUCAAGCUGAUGAUGAAUCUGCUACGUGACGAGAGCCCCAACAUCCAGUUUGAAGCUUUCCAUGUGUUUAAGGUAUUUGUAGUCAACCCGAACAAGGCACAGCCUGUCCUGGAUAUCCUCCUCAAGAAGCAGAGCAAGCUGAUUGAAUUCCUCCGCAAAUUUCAGAAUGACCGUACUGAGGACGAGCAGUUUAUCGAUGAGAAAACCUACCUAGUGAAACAAAUCCGGGACCUGAAAAGACCUGCACAGCAAGAGUCUGGAAUGGAAGCUGUAACAAAAUCUGAGGUGAAUAGACAGAUAGAUAUCAUAUUCUCCUAA
Molecule: messenger RNA, 960 nt
Organism: Bufo bufo (common toad)
Lineage: Eukaryota; Metazoa; Chordata; Amphibia; Anura; Bufonidae
Product: calcium-binding protein 39-like
Exons: 7
Biological process (GO): intracellular signal transduction
Molecular function (GO): protein serine/threonine kinase activator activity
Source: RefSeq, a predicted model, not a curated record